UCUCUUUCUCUCUCGUCCUGUCUCCUGUAUUCUUCCUUUCUGGACUUCUCUUCUAUGUUGCUCUGAUGGAUAUGUCGAGGAUCUUUCUGUUUCUUUCUCUUGUGGUCCAGCAGAGUUCAGCUGAAGAAGUUAUGCUGCUGGAUACUACAGAGUCCACUGCUGAACUAGGCUGGACUACGUAUCCUGAUACAGGGUGGGAUGAGGUGAGCGUGUUAGAUGACAAGGGGAAACUCAUGCGCACCUUUGAAGUCUGCAACGUCAAUCAGAACCCCCGUCUCCAAGACAACUGGCUGGCCACGCCCUUUCUGUACCGACAGUCGGCUCCGAGGAUCUUCGUGACGCUUCGCUUCUCGGUUCGCGACUGCGCCAGUUUACGUUCGCCCUCCCCGACAUGCAGAGAGACGCUGACACUCUACUACAAACAGGCCGACUCUCAGAGAGAGCUGGAGCGAACAUGGGUAGCUGAACCUUCAAGUGGAGAAACGAGAGAGGGCUGGGUGAAGGUCGACACCAUCGCAGCGGACAAGAGCUUCAGCCGCGUGGAGCCGAGUCUACCUCACCAGUACAAAUCUGAAAGCGCACGGCGGAUCAACGUGAAAACCCGGAGCUUUGCUCCUCUUACACGCAAAGGGUUUGUGUUAUCAAUAGUAGAUAGCGGAGCGUGUGUAUCGCUCAUGGGUGUGUCAAUAUUUUAUCGCCGCUGCCCAGCAACCAGUCGAUACCUGGCCUUCUACCCAGCCACGCCCUCGGGGGCGGAGCCCACUUCUCUGGUUCCGGUGACCGGGGCAUGUGUACCUCAUAGCCAAUCGCAAGCUGGGACGCCACCAAGAAUGCACUGUAACACGGAGGGUGAAUGGCUGGUGCCUGUCGGAGGAUGCACGUGUGAUGCGGGAUACGAGCCCAACUUUAAUGGCUCAGCCUGUUUGGCAUGUCCAAUUGGGUCCUAUAAAGCGCUUGCAGGCUCUGUCUCCUGUACAGAGUGCCCGGCUAACAGUAGAACCAGUUCUGAGGGCUCUAAGCUUUGCGAGUGUCGAAGUGGGUUCUACCGCGGGCCCACCGAUGCUAAUACCACAGCCUGUACAAGUCCUCCAUCAGCACCCGUAUCAGUGUCCUGGGAGUAUGAGAGCUCCGAGGGUGGGGUGUCGCUGCGCUGGAGACCACCCUCGAACAUGGGGGGUCGGAGUGAAGUGUGGUACGGGGUGGUGUGUCGAAUUUGCCCAUCUGCCACUAACACCCCACCCAGCAUGUGCUCGUGGUGUGGAGAGACGGUCACCUUUUCACCCUUUAAAACCGGCCUAAAACAGACUAGGGUCACCCUCAAAAACCUGCUCACUAGAGUCACCUAUCUCAUACAGGUUCAAGCAAUGAAUGAAGUAUCGGCACUGAGUCCCUUUCCACCUCAGUUUGCAAGCAUCAACUUCACCACCAGCCAAUCAGUGCCUUCUGAGGUUCCAAUGCUGCACCAGUUGAGCAGAGUUCAAGACUCCAUCACACUGUCAUGGCCUCAACCUGACCGGCCAAAUGGCGACAUCCUGGAAUACCAGCUUCGAUACUACGACAAGGGUUCUGAUGAGGACAGUGCUGUGAGUGUGUUCAGUGAAACUAACACUGUGACUGUUGGAGGUUUGAUUCCCGGCUCUAUCUACGCCUUCCAGAUACGUGCUAGAAAUGAGAGAGGCUAUGGGCCCUACAGUAAUACCAUUUACUUCAGCACAUUAGCAGUGGAGGAGCAAUCCAAACAAAUUCAGAACCGCCUGCCUCUUAUGGUUGGAUCAGUGAUGGGUGGAGCGGCAUUUCUUUUAGUUGUAACAGCAAUCAUCAUCGUGUUUGUGUUUAGAAGCAAAAGGAGAGAGAGCCCUUAUAGUGACAGACUGCAGAGAUACAUCAGUAACAGAGGUGGAGUGAAAUAUUACGUGGAUCCCUCUACUUACGAGGACCCCAGUGAGGCGGUCAAAGAAUUUGCACGAGAAAUCGACCCCGCUCACCUAAAGAUUGAAGAGGUCAUUGGUGCUGCUCAGUUUGGCGAGGUGUCCCGCGGUCGGUACAGACCACUGGGACGUAGAGAGGUGUUGGUUGCUCUUAAGACUUUACGUUGGGGGGUGACAGACCGUGAAAAGAACGUGUUUCUCAGCGAGGCAGGCGUCCUGGGCCAGUUUGACCACCCCAACGUACUGAAGCUGGAGGGGGUGAUAACUCGCGCCCCACCUGAACGUAUCAUCACGGAGUUUAUGGAGAAUGGGCCACUUGAUGCUUUUCUGAGGGAAAAUGAAGAUCAGUUCAGCGUGUUGCAGCUGGUAGGAAUGCUGAGAGGUGUUGGGGCUGGGAUGCGUUAUCUUUCAGAGAGGAAUUUUGUUCAUCGUGACCUCGCAGCACGAAACGUUCUGGUGAAUUCCAACCUGGUGUGUAAGGUGUCUGACUUCGGCCUGUCACGUUUAAUGAGGGGUCUGGACCACAACAUGCCCACCUACACUGCUUCGCUGGGCAGUAAGAUCCCUGUACGGUGGACCGCACCUGAAGCUUUCCAGCACCGUAAGUUCAGUUCAGCCAGUGACAUCUGGAGCUUUGGAAUACUCAUGUGGGAAGUCAUGUCAUACGGGGAACGUCCAUACUGGGACAUGAGCAACCAAGAGGUAAUGAAGGCUGUUGUGGAUCAGUACCGCUUGCCUGCUCCAAACGGUUGUCCCCCUGCUCUUCACGCUCUGAUGCUUCAGUGCUGGCAGGCAGACAGACAGGACCGGCCAGGCUUUGAUUCUCUUCUGUCAUCUCUUGAUCGUCUCAUACGGCACCCCGCCUCCCUAAAAGCUGACCACAUCCGUCCCACCCAGCCACUGCUAAGCCCCACCCCUACUGACCUGUCAUCAGUGGUAACGGUCGGUGAUUGGCUGACGGCUCUAAAGAUGGAUCGGUAUAAGGAUGUGUUCGAGAGAGCACAGUUUCAUAGUUUGGAAAGAGUGAGCACGCUCGCAAUGGAGGAUGUUCAGGCUAUAGGUGUAAAUCUAAUUGGACAUCAGCGGAAGAUCGUAAAUGCUGCUAAACAGCUCAGGACACACCUCACUCAGGGACACGUGGAAGUCUAGGGCUUCCCACUUUGUUUUGACUGAACAAUGCACGAUGGGGAUGGAGUCCACACAGCCUGUCAGCCCACAACAACACUUGAAUAGAGAGUGACUGAAGGAGAGGGGUGUUUUAGUACUACUUAUUCACUCAUCUGUCCUUCCUUACUUGCUCAACUGUCUUCCAUAUUCUUACACUUUUUCCCUCUUUUAACGUUGCACUACCUCCCACGUUGUCACGUAUUGGUCCAUUACUUGAUGGCAUUCAGUAUGAACUUACGCCUUAAAUACACAAAGAAGACUUCUUUCACAAUCAAUUGCAUAGACAAUCAGAGAUUUUUAACGUUAUAGAUAUGUCUUUGAUGGGACUUUUGGUCAAUGUUUCAUUUGUAACUACACAGUUUUUUAUUGUUCAAUAUGUCGUCCUGUUUUACAAUGCAAAUAUAUGAACGGCUUUGAAUAACAAACUGGAAUUUUGAAAACAUCAGAAUGGUAACACUUUACUAUAAGUUUGUAUUUCUUAACAUUAGUCAAUGCAUUAGUUAACAUGAACUUCAUUUCUAAUCUUAUUUUGUGUUCAUUUCAGCAAUUACUAAUAUAUUUUAAGAGUUUGCUUGCAAAAAAAGAUAACUCCAUAUUUUUUUUCUUUUAAAAAUCAUGUUUUUUUGUUAUGUUAUCAUUUUUUUAUUGUGUUAGUUAGAUGUAUAUAAGUUUUUACUUAUUUAAAACAACUCAACUGCAGUUUGAUUGAUAUUAAUUUGAAUGCACAAUAAAUAAUGGAAAGAGUAUUUUUAUCAAAAGCUGUAGCUGUUAACAUUAGUAAAUGCACAAUGAACAAACAUGAAAAUUAUAUCACUUAAAAUGCUGAAAAAAUAUUUGAUUUCUGGUAGUUUAUGUUAGCUAAUGCAUUUACUAAUGUUAACAAAGACACCUUAUUGUAAAGUGUCACAUAAUUGUUUCCAAGAAUAUGUCUUGAAUAAUUUUUUGCCCGGUUAGCAAAUUUUUUUUAGUAAAAAAUUUUUUUUAACUGAAACUUUUUAAGUAGUCCUUAGAACAAGAGAAACAAUUGGAAUAAUCCCACUUUAAUUCGAGAUACAUUAAAAAGAAGUGAAAUUAUCUUAACUACAAAUUUAGCUUCACAAGUACAUUUUAAAUUAAAAUCUUAAAGAAAAUUGAACUCUUGUUUUAAGGCCUAUUUUUAAGGAUAGUUUUACUGAAAAAUGUGGAGAAAACAUUUUAUUGCAGUGAAAUCAAUCAAUACUUUAUUUGUUUGCCUAUAGCUGAAAACUCUGUGGCAUAGACUGGUAAAAAUAAUAUACAGGUGUGAAAAGAUUCUCAGAGACAAGAAAGUUUUCGUUUUGUAAGUUAAUUUCACGAUAUGACCUCGGUAGUUCCUUAGGUUUAUCUGAGACCGAUGACAUCCAUGAUUUCACUCGUCUCGGUGACCAACACAAAACACACAAAGGCACAAGUCACAAUCUAUGCUGCUGUGUGCCCAGUCCUAAAAACAUUUCCUAUCACCAGCCCUGAUCUUUUCCCAAGAUAUAUUUAACACAACACAUUAUCUCACUUCUUAAAUGAUGUAGCAUAAAGUAUAUGAGCAUCCUUUGGUAGUUGUUGCAGUAAAUGUGAUUAUUAUGGCUGGUUGACAUGAAAGUGAGAUGUUGUGGAUAUUUUGUGUGUGUGUGACAGACUUUAGUGAAUACAUAAAAACGGGUGUUGUGCUGCUUAAAUUAUGUGAAUGGAUUCCUGUACAUAUGUUAAAAAGGGAGUGUAUGAUCAAGUGGAUGUAUAUUUUGUUCUGUAUGUACAGUUGUUCACCACGAUUCCAACAGGCAAAUUUGUAAAAUAUAUAUGCUUUUCUUUAACAAUGA
This is a messenger RNA of Triplophysa dalaica, 4927 nucleotides long. It is a transcript of the gene ephb6, whose product is annotated as eph receptor B6. Gene Ontology annotation, molecular function: ATP binding; protein binding; transmembrane-ephrin receptor activity. Gene Ontology annotation, biological process: central nervous system projection neuron axonogenesis; cell surface receptor protein tyrosine kinase signaling pathway; axon guidance. Gene Ontology annotation, cellular component: neuron projection; plasma membrane. The record is from RefSeq and is a predicted model, not a curated record. The transcript has 19 exons. NCBI's taxonomy places the organism in Eukaryota, Metazoa, Chordata, Actinopteri, Cypriniformes, Nemacheilidae. Bases 66 to 3077 code for a protein of 1003 amino acids.